AUGCCGCCCGUCGUGCAGCAGCCCGGCGCGCCUCAGCAGACGCUGUUCCAGAAGCUGUCGAUGGGCGCAGCAAUGGGCACCGGCGUGGGCCUCUGCAUCGGCUUCAUUGGCGGCGCCUUCCAGAUCCUGCGCGCCGGUCCAGGCCCGCGCGGCACCCUGGCGACGCUGGGACAGUUUAUGGGCACGAGUGCUGCCACGUUUGGCUUCUUCAUGUCAAUCGGCACAGUGAUCCGCACCGACUCUUCACAUGCGCUCGAGGCACGGGCAUACACCGCAGCGUCGCGGCCUAUGCUGUUGCGUCCGGAGGUGAGGGCGCAUCUGCGGCGGAGGGAGGAGGAGUGA
Tilletiopsis washingtonensis is the source of this 342-nucleotide messenger RNA. RefSeq lists its product as hypothetical. Gene Ontology annotation, biological process: protein import into mitochondrial matrix; protein insertion into mitochondrial inner membrane. NCBI's taxonomy places the organism in Eukaryota, Fungi, Basidiomycota, Exobasidiomycetes, Entylomatales. The record is from RefSeq and is a predicted model, not a curated record. Bases 1 to 342 code for a protein of 113 amino acids. The transcript has 4 exons. Gene Ontology annotation, cellular component: TIM23 mitochondrial import inner membrane translocase complex.